Epinephelus moara (kelp grouper) is the source of this 294-nucleotide messenger RNA. Its product is annotated as lymphocyte antigen 6G-like. The record is from RefSeq and is a predicted model, not a curated record. The transcript has 3 exons. The coding region runs from base 1 to 294 and encodes 97 amino acids. NCBI's taxonomy places the organism in Eukaryota, Metazoa, Chordata, Actinopteri, Perciformes, Serranidae.
AUGAAGUUUUAUGGAGCUCUGAUCCUGUUUAUGACUCUGUCAGCAGCAUGUGGAUUGAGAUGCUACUUUUGUAAAGGCAAACACUGCACAACCACGAUGUCUUGUGCUUUCAGCACUGACAGUUGUACCUCCUUUGAGUUGGACGGUGUUGUCUACAAGGGUUGCAUCGACCACUCUGCUUGUACUGGACCCAUAAAGUGCUGUGACACGGACUUGUGUAACAGCGCUGUACCCACUGGUUCCAGUGUCCUCCUCCUGCUGGUAUCUUCAGGCAUCCUCACACUCUUUCUCUGA